Molecule: messenger RNA, 1889 nt
Organism: Rhinichthys klamathensis goyatoka
Lineage: Eukaryota; Metazoa; Chordata; Actinopteri; Cypriniformes; Leuciscidae
Gene: napsa
Product: napsin A aspartic peptidase
Exons: 9
Coding region: 86-1315 (409 amino acids)
Biological process (GO): proteolysis
Cellular component (GO): lysosome
Molecular function (GO): aspartic-type endopeptidase activity
Source: RefSeq, a predicted model, not a curated record
GCACUAGGGGCGGCGGUGGAAAGCGUACUUCACUAUUGAAUUCGUUUCAGAUCUAAAGUUAUUUGUUUCUUUUAAAGAUCAGAGAAUGAAUCGCUUUCACCUUUUCGCGUUUUUAAUUUGGCUGUUAAUUGAGGACAGCCAAGCAAUAAUCAGAAUUCCUCUGCACAAGACACGCACUGUGCGCCGCAUGUUGGCAGACAAUGGGAAGACUAUUGAGGAGAUCAAGUCCAUGGCCAGAGAGAAAACCUCCGAAGUCAAAUUUACAAACCCCAAUAGAACCACAACAGCACCGCAAACAACACAACUACCACCACCUGUAGAGAAACUCACCAACUUCAUGGAUGCCCAGUAUUUUGGAGUGGUCAGCAUUGGUACCCCUCCUCAGGACUUCACUGUGCUGUUUGACACUGGAUCAUCCAACCUCUGGGUUCCAUCUAUCCAUUGCUCCUACCUGGACAUAGCAUGCUGGGUGCACCAUCGCUACAACUCUAAGAAGUCAAGCACGUACGUUCAGAAUGGCACAGAGUUCGCGAUCCAGUACGGCAGAGGGAGUCUCUCUGGCUUCAUCAGUCAGGAUACAGUCACUUUGGCAGGGCUGAAGGUGCCAGGCCAGCAGUUUGCCGAGGCGGUUAAACAGCCUGGGAUUGUGUUCGUGGUGGCACGUUUUGAUGGCGUCCUGGGCAUGGCAUACCCCGCCAUUUCUGUAGAUGGGAUUACGCCGGUGUUUGACACGGCCAUGGCUGCCAAAAUCCUGCCCCAGAAUAUCUUCUCUUUUUAUAUCAACCGGGACCCUGCAGGUGAGGUUGGAGGUGAGCUGAUGCUGGGAGGUUUUGACAACCAGUAUUUCGACGGUGAUCUGCAUUACGUCAAUGUUACGCGAAAAGCCUACUGGCAGAUAAAGAUGGAUGAGGUUCAGGUAGGUGGCACUCUUACCCUCUGCAAAAGUGGAUGCCAGGCAAUUGUUGACACGGGAACAUCAAUGAUCACAGGGCCGGUUCAAGAGGUGCGGGCCCUGCAGAAAGCUAUCGGAGCCAUACCACUGCUUAUGGGAGAGUACUGGAUUGACUGUAAGAAGAUUCCAUCACUUCCUGUUGUUUCCUUCAGCCUGGGAGGGAAGAUGCUCAACUUAACUGGAGAGGACUAUGUUCUGAAGGUGACUCAUAUGGGUGUGAGUGUUUGUCUGUCUGGCUUUAUGGCUAUGGAUAUCCCGCCUCCCGCCGGGCCGCUGUGGAUUCUGGGAGAUGUGUUCAUCGGCCGCUACUACACUGUGUUUGACAGGGAAGCGGACCGCGUUGGCUUUGCUCCUGCCAAGUGAACAGAGAGUGAAUGUCAUUAUGCUAUUGUACUGGAUCUAAUGGACCAUUAGCUAUACAGAAACCACUGUUUUGUUUGAAGUUGGUCAAUUUUUUGCAAGUUGAAAUAUGCGAAAUUGACAUGAGCAAAUCAACAAAUGCCUGAAGUGACAGGUUAAAUUUUCAAGAUUAAAACUUGUUUAGCUAGGGUUUCUCUGCACUUGCCCUCGAACGCUGCCUUGUGUUUUUAUUUUGCACUAAGUUUCAAUAGAUUGAGUCAAACUAUGCAUUUUUAUUUUAUACUUUAGCUAUUAAUGGUACAUUUAAUAAAGACUGAUUACAUGGCUGGUAGAUUUCUAGGUUUGUAACUUUUGUAUUUGAGUUUUCUUUUGUCAGUUGACUUCUGUAUGUGUGUGUAUCAUUUUGAUAAUGUUAACAACACUGGUGUAUUUUACUCGGUUUACCAAACUGAAGUGAACUUUCUGUUAAAGCUGACCAAGACUGCUUGGUUUCUUAAUCACUGUCUAAUCAUUGAACUAGAAAUUGUAGCAAAAGUUCUUUCAAACCUGGAGUUAAAUAAAGUUUUGUUUGUAGUUA